This is a messenger RNA of Linum trigynum, 1779 nucleotides long. The record is from the annotation of a GenBank genome assembly. Lineage: Eukaryota; Viridiplantae; Streptophyta; Magnoliopsida; Malpighiales; Linaceae.
AUGUUGAAAUACCGUCUUCUGCUGCUUUUCCUAGUCUCAGUUUCCUCUGCUCCAAAUUGCCAGUCAUGGGGAUGGUUCUCUUCUCCUCCACCUCCUCCUCCUCCCGCUGCGGCCGAUGGUGGUCACGGUGUGGCGGUGGCCGAGUUCUCCAUGGACGGUCACGCAGACUCCAAAGGAACGAAACUGGUCGAAAAGGCCAGGACUAAAUUGGUUGCUGAUUCGAAUUCCUGCUGGCAGAAUGCCUACCAACACAUCUUCACCGGGUGCACACAAAUUCUCGCCCACGAGGAGAAACGCUCCAGGUUCGCUUGGCAUCUCAGCGAUUGCUUUCAGAAGGACUCCGGGAGGAGGCCUUUCCCUCAUUGCGCGGAGAAUUCAGCCAUGGUUCAUUGCCUGAAGAAGUUGGAUGACCAUGAACACGAAAUUUACCUCGAGUACUUUCUGGAAACCAACUCCAUCUGCUACCAAUUGCAGGCGCAUGCAUUCAAGCGGGACACGGAGAGGUUGGUGAAUGAAUUGAGGAGCUCAGCGCAAUAUACAGAGCAGCAAUUGGACAUAAUUGCAGAUAGAACAUUCUCCCUGCUACAGAGCUCUAAUCAGAUUCAUGAAUCGUUGAGUUCAAUGGAUCUCCAGGUUCGACAUGUCGUUCAAGCUACGAAGGGCGUGGAGGGUCAGAUAGAUGCGUUGUCGAAGCAUUCAGAAGCUGUUUACAAACGUUCGGAGGAAAUAGCACAGUCACAAUCACAGCUGCAGGCAGGACAAAAGAUGAUGAAUGAGAACCUGAAGGAGGGUGUAACGAUGCUUCAGGAAGCUUACAGUAAUUUGGGUGAGGAAGUUGGUAACCUGAGAAAUGAGGCUAUGGAGAUUGAAAAGCAGAUUGAUAGUGUGGGAGAAACAAUGUCUUCCAAGUUUCAGGAUCUGCAGAGCAAAGCAGAUGACAUCGAGAACAUGGCAGGGAAUUCCUUGAGCAAGCAGCAAGAACUUUUGGAUGGACAAUCCACUGCACUCAAAGGUCUCAAAUUUCUCACGGAAUCUCAAUCUGCAGCACUAGAAGAAAGCAGGAAUGCUGUGCAACAUUUAGCUGAUCUGGGUCGUAAGCAGCAGGAAGAACUUCUUGGUAGGCAGGAACAGCUUCAACAAGUUCACGAUCGAUUGGUCGAGAAUUCGCAGUCGAUAUUGGCUGCACAGGAAGCAUUUGAGAUGAAGCAAGCAAGCAUGUUCGUCGUGCUAGACAAGUUGUUUGAACUGCACAACACAAUGUUGCUCGAAUCACGAGCAGUCAAGGCUUUCUUCAUCUACGUUAUGUCGAUUUUCGUCAUUUACUUGCUCACCAGCACGAAGCAGACAUACCUAGUUCGCGCGAACCUUUAUAUCGGUCUAUGCAUAACUUUCGCCAUAGAAGUGGGAAUCAUCCGGCUAACACCAGGUGAUAUCGAGCGACAGACAUGGAUGAUUAACCUGAUGAGGUUUCUGUAUGCAAUGCUGGCCAUUCUCCAAUUCCUACAUGCUAUUUACACAUACAGGGACUAUGAACUGUUGAAUCAUAGAAUGAUUGAGACAUUGGUGGAGAAGGUGAACUCCAUACAAAGAAGUAAAGAGGAGACAUGGGAAGAAGACAGCGAUGUGGAUUGGCCCUCAUGGAUUGAAGAUGAGUUACCAGAGGAAGUUCCCAGUUUAGAAGAUCCUGAUUAUGAACCCCCCAAGGACAUGACAGAACAAUCACUUACAUGUGCUCCCAUGGCGAAAAAGUACUACCAUCUUCGUCAACGACAUCGUUAG